AUGAAACUAAUCAAAAUCAACACAGCACAAGCGAACGGAGUUCCAAAUAAAAUCGCGAUUCACGUGACCAAAGAAGAUCUUGAAAGAGAUCUUCGGCUGGCGGCGAAAGAAGCAGAUUGUCCUGACACAUUCGUUUUGAUAACAGAAAGCUCCACAGGUAUAGUUCAGAGACUAGGUGAGAACGAAGAAAAGCUGCGUAAAUCAAGAACGAUGGCGGAAAGGAUCUUGAAAGAAGAAUCGGAUUCAGCAAUUUUUAUCGAGGAGGAUUAUGCAAAACGAUCAAACAUAAUCAUUGAAACACCACAGCAGACCCAGACAAACAACAUCGGAGAAGUAAAGCGAGAAGACGAAAAGCAAGAAAGACUCGAGAAACUUGAGAAGGAAAACACCGAGCUGAAGAAAAUUGUCAACGCGAAUCAAACUGAACUUCUUAACCUGCGAAUGCAAGGAGAGAUGCAGUUUAACGCAUUAAAAGACAUGGGAGAAUCCAUCAAUGAUCUCAGAAAAUAUUUUGCAAAGAAGAACACGAUGAGUGACAAUGAGGAACUCACUGGGGGAAGUGAGGGAAGUAACCUGCAAAGUCUAGAGGAACGAGCAGAUGAGAGUAAGGAAGAGAGGAAAAGAUUUGUGAGGACGGAAGUCAAGAAAUUUUUCGCGAAUCCCGCAAAAUUCAAUAUGAUAUCGUGGACUGACAACGAGGACAUUACGUUUGACGAGCAUUUAGCAAGAAACCGGAUUGCUAUACGAAGCGCUAAAGAAUCAGGACUUGCUGACAGCCAAUUAAUCAACCUAUUUCUUCUCACGCUGAGACCAAGAGACCACUACCUGGACGAGGUAGUUGGGGUUAGAGAUCGAAAAGACUUCAAGACGUUCAUCGAAGGCCUUGGACGAUAUUUCAAUGGAUCCUCAACAACGAGCAUGAACAAAGUUAUCACCGCAAGAAGAAAACCGAAUGAGAAACUUAUCGAAUUUUUCAUACGGUUAAGAUCAAUGUAUGGAAUGACGGGAAGAGACCCAACAGAAGGGGAGACACCAAACCUCUUUUACACUAUCCUGCUGAACAAUGCAACGAAAAUUCAGAAGACCGAACUGAUAAGAGACUUAGAUGUUGAAAGAAGGAAAACACCAAUAAAGCUAGACGACCUUAAAGACGCAGUUUUGAAGGCCCAAAUGGUGGAUGAUCAAAGCUACGAUGCAAACACUCAACAUCUUGUGUAUAACAUCAACGAUCAGCAAAAACAAAGAGGUUAUGAACAACGAAACGAAAUGCCAAGAUCAAGCUCUAGAAAGCUUAUUGACAAAUCAAAUGUUGUUUGUUACAACUGCGACUCCAAAGGGCACAUGUGGCGUGACUGCCAAAAGCCUUUAAAACAACGAUUUGUCCGAAUAAAAGAAAGAACAAAACAACAACAAGGAUAUCCGAGAGAGCCUAGAACCCCUCGAGGGACAGGCUAUCGAGCGAACAAAAGCACCUAA
Oikopleura dioica is the source of this 1476-nucleotide messenger RNA. Lineage: Eukaryota; Metazoa; Chordata; Appendicularia; Copelata; Oikopleuridae. The record is from the annotation of a GenBank genome assembly.